Neodiprion fabricii is the source of this 590-nucleotide messenger RNA. RefSeq names its product cuticle protein 38-like. Bases 145 to 522 code for a protein of 125 amino acids. The transcript has 2 exons. The record is from RefSeq and is a predicted model, not a curated record. Lineage: Eukaryota; Metazoa; Arthropoda; Insecta; Hymenoptera; Diprionidae.
AACCGAGGCAAGAGUUAAAUACACACCUAAAUACGCGUACAGCCGAUCGGCGAUAGUAUAAAUACAGAACUCGGUGCACACCGAAUUCAUCCUCACUUCUCUUCAAGUCGUCAAACCGGCAAGAAAACUCACCAAAAAAUCACCAUGUUCAAGCUCGCGUGUCUCUUCGCCUUCGUGGCCGCCGUUUCAGCCGGACAUCUUGCGGUGGCUCCUGUCGUAGCUGCGGCAGUUCCGGCUGCACCUUUCGUAACGGCCCGAAGCAGCCAGAGCAUAGCGAGGAAUUACAACACCCUGGCUGCCGCCCCCCUGGCCUACACAGCCCCCGCGGCCGUGGCCGCCCCCUUGGCCUACGCCGCCCCCGCAGCAGCUCUUCCUGCCAAACUCGCCUACGCCGCCCCGGCUUUCGCUGCCCCCCUGACUUACGCUGCCCCUGCAGCCCUGCCAGCUCCUCUGGCUUACACCGCCCCAGUUGCUCACGUGUCGCCGUACGCCGCCGCUGCCCCUCUGAUCCUGAAGAAAUAGGCUGGAACGUGGAACGAUUAUUUGCUUAUUUGAUGACGAAUAAAGAAUUAUUGAUAUUGAAAAAAUAA